CGGCAGCCUAGGCAGCCGGGGGCUCUUUCCGAGCGCGGCCCUCCGCACGCCUGCAGUUGGCUGCUGGGCGCGGCCGGAGGUGUGGGCAGGCCGAAGCCCUCCUUUCGUGGCGGCCGCUCCGGGGAGGUGCCGGCUGAGCGAGCGCUGCGCGGAGCCGCUGCAGCUCGCGGGCCAUGGCGAGCCUGAAGGAGGAGCUGCUGAAGCCCAUCUGGCAUGCCUUCACCGCGCUGGACCUGGACAGGAGCGGCAAAGUCUCCAAGUCCCAGCUCAAGGUCCUUUCUCACAACUUGUGCACAUUGCUAAAUGUUCCACAUGAUCCAGUGGCUUUGGAAGAGCAUUUUAGGGAUGAUGAUGAAGGACCUGUUUCCAAUCAGGGUUAUAUGCCUUAUUUAAACAGAUUCAUCUUGGAAAAGGUUCAAGGAAACUUUGACAAAGUUGAAUUCAAUAAAAUGUGUUGGACUCUGUGUGCCAAAAAGAACCUUAAGAGAAAUACCUUGCUCCUUACUGAUGAGGAUGCUUUUAAAGUAUGGGUCAUCUUCAAUUUUCUAUCUGAAGAUAAAUAUCCACUAAUCAUCGUACCAGAGGAGAUUGAAUACUUGCUUAGGAAACUGACAGAAGCCAUGGGAUUAGGCUGGCACCAAGAACAGUUUGAACAUUACAAGAUCAGCUUGGACACCAAUUGGGAAGGUCUUUCUGCCUGGGAAUUGAUUGAACUCAUUGGAAGUGGUCGGUUUAGCAAAGGAAUGGAUGGACAAACAGUGUCUAUGGCAAUUAAUGAAGUCUUCAAUGAACUUAUAUUAGAUGUAUUGAAACAGGGUUAUAUGUGGAAGAAAGGCCACAGAAGGAAAAACUGGACAGAACGUUGGUUUGUCUUAAAACCCAAUGUUAUAUCAUAUUAUGUGAGUGAAGAUUUAAAAGAUAAAAGAGGAGAUAUAGUACUGGACAGCAACUGUACUGUAGAGGCCUUGCCUGACAAAGAUGGGAAGAAAUGCCUCUUUCUUAUAAAUAGCUUAGAGAAAUGUUUUGAAAUCAGUGCCUCUGAUAAGAAGAAGAAACAGGAGUGGAUUCAAGCUAUUCAGACAACUGUAAACCUGCUAAGAUUAAAUAGCCCUCCCCCUCACAAGGAAGCACGCCAGAAACGUAAAGAAUUACGCCAGAAACUGCAAGCUGAACAAGAGGAACUGGAGAGGCAAAUGAAAGAGCUGCAAGUGGCCAAUGAAAACAAACAGAAGGAACUGGAGAUGGUUCGAAAGCAACUUGAAGAAGCUGCAACUCGAGCUUCAGAGGAAGAGAAGAAGCGUCUGCAGACUCAAAUGGAACUGCAAGAUAGAUUCAGUCUUGAGCUAGAGAGAGAGAAAAUGAUAAGACAGAAAAUGGAAGAGCAGGUUGCACAGAAGUCAUCUGAGCUAGAACAAUAUUUACUGAGAGUCCGGGAACUUGAGGAAAUGUAUAAGCAGCUGCAGGAGGCCUUGGAAGAUGAGAAACAAGCACGCCAAGAUGAGGAGACUGUCAGGAGACUUCAAGCCAGGCUGCUGGAAGAAGAGUCCGCCAAGAGAGCAGAACUGGAGAAAUGGCAUUUAGAGCAACAGCAGACCAUUCAGGUGACUGAAGCUGAGAAGCAGGAGUUGGAAAAUCAGAGAAUGGCGAAGGAACAUGCUCUUCAAGUUGCCAUGCAGCAGUUAGAACAGCUGGAAUUGGAUAGAAAGCAAGCACUUGAACAGUAUGAGGAGGUAAAAAAGAAGUUGGAAGCAGCAGCAAACAAGACCAAGAGCUGGAAAGACAAAGUAGCUCAUCAUGAGGGAUUGAUUCGAUUAAUUGAACCAGGUUCCAAGAAUCCUCACUUGAUCACAAAUUGGGGACCAGCAGCCUUCACUGAAGCUGAACUUGAACAAAGAGAGAAGAGUUGGAAGGGGAAAAGGAGCACUUCGGAGCAGUAAACGAAGCUUAAAUGUUUGGGGGCAGGCAGGAAGAAAUCUAAUUGCUAAAUAUAUUAAGCAAUACCAGCUUAAAAUACCAUUGUUUAAAAUAGAGCUGGUUCAAGAUUUCCAUCAACAAGUUGAAUUGGCCAACAAAAUAUCCAUUCUCUACUGCACAUAUUUGACUAAAGCAUUGUCAUGCUCCUAUGCAAUGUAAACCAAUAAAUUAUAGCACAGUUUGGGUGGAUGUGGGAGUAAGGGUCCAUAUGGCUUGAAAUUUACAUAAAUUGUUGCUAUAUUGACUACUACCCUUACCCAGAUCAGAAAAGAUUGUGUGUUCUGACUUGAACUGUGCUUUUUGCCUUUUGAUGGGAAAGUUGAGUGAGCCUCUUACUGUGUUCAGUUAACAUAGGCUGGCUAAUGCACUAUAAACUCAACCUGUUAGUUACAUGUUUGGGGCAAUUUCUAAAUCUUAGCAAGACAGUAGUGUGUAAAGGAAAAUUUGAAGAGAAUGUAAGUUAGAUUCAGAUUUAAGCUGCAUCAGCUGUGCUGGUGGAAGUGGAUUUUCCCACUCCCUCCUUUAGCCCUGAAAAUGUGCUACCCAGAGAGUCAGGAGACCCUGUGAAAUGGGUUGAGCUAGGGGAAAGGAAGAUCCCCAAAAAACAGGCCAAGGAACUUUCCUCAAGCUGAGUCAUUCUGCUUGUGGAAGACAGUUCCUGAACCCAGCUCCAUGAAUUGUAUGUUAAAUAUCUCAUAACUUAGUAAUAUCUGUCUGCAAAUAGUAGACAACUGCAAAUUAUUGUAAUUUUGAGAAAUACAAAUAUCCUUUGUGUUGGAAGAUAGCUUUUGGCAGAAUUCUUGCAGUUCUUUUCCUAGGUUUAGGAAGCCUAGUUUAGGAAUUCAUAGUUCAGUCCUGGCAGUGUGUACUCCUGAGCCUUUUACUUUAAAAUGUUAUGUUAUGUUAUUUGUGAAGUCAUGCCUGACCCAUCGCAACCCCAUGGACAACAUUCCUUCAGGCUCUCCUAUCCUCCACCAUC
This is a messenger RNA of Varanus komodoensis (Komodo dragon), 2953 nucleotides long. It is a transcript of the gene SWAP70, whose product is annotated as switching B cell complex subunit SWAP70. The transcript has 12 exons. The record is from RefSeq and is a predicted model, not a curated record. Gene Ontology annotation, cellular component: nucleus; cytoplasm. Lineage: Eukaryota; Metazoa; Chordata; Lepidosauria; Squamata; Varanidae. Bases 174 to 1937 code for a protein of 587 amino acids.